Molecule: messenger RNA, 1155 nt
Organism: Adineta ricciae
Lineage: Eukaryota; Metazoa; Rotifera; Eurotatoria; Adinetida; Adinetidae
Source: the annotation of a GenBank genome assembly
AUGAAUUUAACAAUACUCAUCAACGUUCCAAAAGAAUACUCGUCAAAUCUCCGUAUAAUUCUCACAGUUAUCUUCGUUAUCAUUGCUGGAAUUGGUUUAUUCGGCAAUAGUCUUGUUUUCCUUUCGAUAGCAACUAACCGAUUGAAAUUUCGUCAUUCACCAACAAAUCUUCUUCUUGUUAAUAUGUCUUGCGCAGAUCUACUGAUUCUUGUUUUUAACAUCUUUGACAUUGCACAGUUUGCGCUGGAUGAUAAUUGGCCAACCGCUUGGCAUCUUGGUUUGUUUAUGUGUAAAAUCGUUCGAUUCAUUCAAGUAUUGGGCUGCUAUGUUAGUGUACAAACACUACUGAUUAUUAGCAUUGAAAGAUAUAUUGCUAUUAUUCAUCCCGUCAAAUCUUCUCAAAUUAAUCGUCGUCGACGUGUUUGUUGCAUAUUUAUUUUAAUAUGGUCCAUAGGGUUUCUUGCUGCUAUGCCAAAUCUUUAUCUACUUCAAUUGCAUUCGUUUUUCAAUCGCCCGCAUUAUUUUAUAUGUGGUUUGUCAGAUGAUCGAGCAGAUGCACAUUUCAUUAUGUUCUAUAAAUAUACCGAGUCCGUGUUCUUCUUCUUUUUACCAGCCGUUGUACAAACGGUUGCCUACAUGUUUAUUUGCUAUAAAAUCUUUUUGGUCGAUCGCGUUGCCCAAGCCCACUCUUUCGUCCAGCACACGCAAAAGACAAAGAUCUCUGCUGUCCAUCAUCAAUAUUCGCAUUUCAAACUAAGUUCUUCCUUUCCGUCGCCAAUCAAUGCGAUUGUGUCAACAACGUCAUCACCGCGUUCUCCCACUCAUAUUAUUACAACGACAACUACUCACGGAAACAUCGCACGUAAAAAAGCAGUGAUUAUGUUAGUCAUCAUUGCUAUAUUUUAUUUUAUCUCAUUUUCGCCAACUCAAAUUAAUUUCAUCUAUACCCAAAUGAAUCAAUCGCAUCAUCUGUAUGAAUAUCGCUUGUUUUUCGUCAUAACUAUUCUAUUAGCACUAUCAUCAACUGCGAUCAAUCCGAUUUUAUUUUACAUAUUCAACAACUUUUUUCGUUAUAACUUCAAUGUUUUAUUACGUUGUAUUUGCCCACGGUGUCGUUUGUCAUCGAACAUACAUCAGAAUAUUCCUAUGAUUUAA